AUGCAGUUGACGAACGCGGAAAACACGAUCGAAGAGACGCGCAUCAUCGUGUCGGACAGAAAGCGCGCGCUGUGCGAAACGCAGGCGGCAAAAACGGAGGAGUUUGCGAGUGCCAUGAGGACGUUGAAAGCCGGGCGUGCGCCUUUGCGGGAGGCUCGCAGGACGUUGCGACUUAUGGCGGAAGAGUGGCGGCAUACGUGCCAAACGGUGGACGACGCGUGCGAACUGAUGAUGGGCAGGGACAGCCGACGGCCGUCGUACCGUCUCCUAGUGCGUGACGACGACGGUGACGACGGCCGCAGAGAGUGUGAAGACGAUGACGGAGACUGCAAAGAAGGAGAAGUAGUAGAAGAAGGAGAAGAAGCCAACGAAAGCGACGAUAGCGGCCGUCAGCACCACCGUCGACACCACCGCCACCGACGACGCCGCCGACGUGGACGGCCACGCAGACUAUCACCAACCGCCAUAGUGACAGAGUUGUACGAAUAUUUCGAGCCGAUGGACAGGCGACUGGAUGACGUACUGCAACGGGUGUUCUGGAUCCAAAACGAAUAUGUGGGCGGGGACAGCGGACCGAGACAGCAGCUUGAGGUGCCCGUCGGUGACUCGAUGUCCACCACGUCCGAACAGGAAGACGAGUUCUUAGUACAUGAUCUGGACGGAACCGUAAACAGGCACUCUAAAAUCAUUGCCGCGCUUGAUCCGACCACUGUCACACCCAACAACGAGUUGACGCCAGAUGGCGGUCAAGUGUCUUCACUCUGUCCGAAGUGUUUAGAAAAACGUUACGAAGAAGAAAACCAAUGGGUGUUGAAAUAUAUCGAUAAGUUCCAGUAUGGUAGCGAUACACCACCGAACACAUCACGCAUAUGCAAGAGUAAAAAUGUCAGUUUCAAAGCCAUCGAUGACGAAGAAUUCAGGAAAUACUUUCACCGGACUUUAGAUUGUCCUCUUUAUACAGCUGAAAAGUUCCACACGAAGUAA
Molecule: messenger RNA, 984 nt
Organism: Macrosiphum euphorbiae (potato aphid)
Lineage: Eukaryota; Metazoa; Arthropoda; Insecta; Hemiptera; Aphididae
Source: the annotation of a GenBank genome assembly